Messenger RNA from Amyelois transitella, 5236 nucleotides. It is a transcript of the gene Jasper, whose product is annotated as PC4 and SFRS1-interacting protein. Bases 190 to 2493 code for a protein of 767 amino acids. Gene Ontology annotation, cellular component: nucleus. The record is from RefSeq and is a predicted model, not a curated record. Lineage: Eukaryota; Metazoa; Arthropoda; Insecta; Lepidoptera; Pyralidae. The transcript is spliced from 17 exons. Gene Ontology annotation, biological process: regulation of transcription by RNA polymerase II. Gene Ontology annotation, molecular function: double-stranded DNA binding; transcription coregulator activity.
UUCAUAACUUAGCGUCCGUACUUUUUGAUAUUGAAUCGCUAUUAUCUCUAAUUUACUAUUGUUGUACAAAUCGGUUUAAUUUACAGUCUGAAUUCUCUUCAAUUUCAGUGUCUGUGAAGUAAUCGCAGUUGACAUAAUUCCUGAAAUCUGUCCUUUGGGUUCUUGUGUGUGUAGCGGUGUUUUGUCAAGAUGGGCAAAAAAGUGAGAGAAUAUAAGGCUGGCGACUUCAUUUUUGCCAAAGUUAAAGGGUAUCCAGCAUGGCCUGCUAGGGUACAAAAGUUGAACGGAAAGAGAUACUUUGUGUAUUUCUAUGGGACUGGUGAAACAGCCAACCUCCCGCCAAACAUGAUAUUUGACUAUGCGGAGAACAAAGACAAGUUUCUCACCAAAACGGUCAAGAGGAGGGAUUUCAACGACGGGGUCAAACAAAUUGAGUAUGACUUCGCUAAUAAUGUACCUCUGGAGGAUGUUAUCGGCGUUCCUGUAGUGACUCCAUCUGACGGGGCAGUAGACGAAUCUCUGAAUGACACAGCCAACGACACGGCGGACGAAACCGUUGACACCACGGCGGUGAACGAUUCUGUAGCUGAUGAGAGCGCAGUCAACACAACCGUACAGAAUGAAACCGCUGUAGAAGACUCGGAUGAAAACGGAGCUUUGGUGAUCGAUGAAGGCAAUAAGAAAGGCAAAAAGGCCAAGCCGGACGCCAAGUCGAAAGACGCCCAAAAGGCGAAAGAGCCUAAAACUCCACGCGGGAAAGGCAAGAAAGAGGAGAGAGAAGACGACGGGGACAAGGAGGUCGAGAGGAAAGAGGAAGAGAUUGUCAGCAGAAGCGGGAGGAAAAUACGGCCGAAAAGAUACAUAGACGAACAGACAGAAGAGAAUGCCACACUGCCAUCGCCGGCGCCAAAGAAGCGUCGAGGGGCUUCCCCGGUCGAAAACAAGGAAGCCAAAGACAAACCUUUGGAGAAGAACACGAAACAUUAUAAUACUGUAUCGCAGUCAGAAUUGGAAGACUUGAAAGAACCAUAUAAACCAGACGACGCAGAAAAAGACAACAUAUUAAUCGCCUAUCUUCCCACGGGUCAAUACAUCGGCGUGAAGCUGUUCCAGUCCAGGCCGUCCAGUUUCAAGAGCGAGAACGCCAGACUGCAAUGGGAUAAGCAGGCGGCUUCCAAUGCUGUCACCUUGAAAUUACAAUUAGAACGUGGUCAAAUAAAACCGGAGUCAGUCCUGGCCCAGCUGGUGAUGGAUCUGAACCUCACGGAUGAAGAGAAGACCACUUUGGACAAGGAGAGAGAAACUGAAGAGAAAAAAUCGCGCGUUCAGUUCCUGAAGACGGAGAUGAAACUAAUAGAGUUGGACGCGAAGAUUAAAACCUGCUUGUGUCUGGAAAAAGCUGAUACUGAGCUUUGUCUGAAGCUUUUGGACGAGUUGUUGCAGCUGGACGUGAAGCCCCUGAUGCUGCUGAAGCACCCCACGUGCGUGGAGACGGUGAAGCGCAUGCGCGCCUACGUGGGCAACACGCCCUCCUGGGACCUCAGCGAGAGUGCGGCGCUGCAGUUCAGCAAGCAGGCGAUGAGGAUCAGGAAGUUGGCCGACACCCUGUAUAAGAAUAUGAAGGAGCUGUUCACAACACCGGACGGUCUAUCGUUCUGGGAAUUCUUCUCGGAGCGAGUGACACAGUUCAAGAAUGCCACGGCUAAGCUCAGUGCUGACGAGUUGCUGGAAAUGGUCCACGAGCCUUUAGAAAUGUCAAUGCCCACAUCGCACAACAUGAAGUCAGCUAUAGACGCGGCCAACGACGAGGAGAAAGAGAAGGCUGAUGAGAAGGAAGAUGAUAGUAAUCAGAAGAAAAAAACACCAGUAAAACAAAAGAAACCAGUGAACAACAGUACACCGUCGAAAGCUUCAAAACGUCAGAGGAAACAUCAAGAAGAGAAAGAAUCAGAAAAGGAGAAACAGAAAGCAGACGAACAGACAGACACGCCGAUGGAGACGGAGGCAGCUCCUAUUGAAGAGGCUAGCAACGAUAAAGAACCAGAAGCCAAUAGCAAUGAAGAACAAACAAAAGAAUUAGAAAGUGCAGCGGAACAGAACGACUCUGACAAAGAAAAAGAGAAGCAAGUCGCGGUCACCGAGACGGACAGCGAGAAAGUUGAAGAAGAUUUAAAACCUAAAGACGGUAAUGCGGAAGAGAAAUUGACGACAGAAGAUGAUAAGGACAAGAAAGAGAGUGAAGAAGUUAAAAGCAAGAGUAAAGAUAAGGAAACGAAGAGUAACAAAGAUGCUAAAGAGAAAGAGCCAAAAGAAUCGAAAGAAUCAAAAGAUUCAAAAGAGUCUAAAGAAAAGGGAACAGAAGAGAGCAAAGAAGACAGCAAAGAUGAGAAGGAAAAAGACAUUGGGGAGCCGAGAGCGAAGCGAUCGAGAGAGAGCAAGAAGACUGAAGCGCCGCCGCCGAGGUCGCCGGCCAAAAGAAAGUCCAAAUUCUAAGUGUUGCCAACAAGGAAUAUUGGAUUUAUUUUUUUACCGCCAACACAGCACGACGCGAGGAUUUUAGUUUUAGGAAGAAAAAAAAUGACGAUGCUUUGAUUCCGUUUCGGGAGACGCCAUGUUUGGUUAUUUAAGGUAUUAAGGAACCUUUGAAGAGUUAAAAUAUUAAAAAAAAAUGAUUUUAGUGGGAUAAUUUUCCACUUUUGGUUAUUUUAAAUACAUUCAAUGAGUAAAUUGAUUUAUGGUCAAGUGCAAAAGUUAGAGAAAAUAGUUCUGAAGAUGUAUAUAGUUUUUUAGCUAUAAACAGACAGAUUUCUAAGAAAUAUAUAUUAAGAUUAACACUACAUCAAGAAUCACCUAUUAAGUAUAAGGUUUCUUAUGCCUUAAAUGCAAUGUAUUGAUGAUAAUGUGACGUACAUUUUAUGUUACCAAGAUGUGGUAACCGCUUACCAUCAGGCAUAAAUAAUUGAAUGUCGAAAAAAGUCAAGGCAUCGUCAGAGUUUUAAAAUGAAGUUAUGUAAUGUGAAGAAAGUUUCACAAUAAAAAGCAUGUGUCCGAUUAUUAUUGUAAGAUAUGAAACCAAGGGUUGAAAUAUCAUUUGACUUGUCCAUUUUAUAGAAAUUUGUAUGUUUCAAGUCCAAAGUUUGCUCAAAUUUUGGCAGAGAACUUGGUUUACACUAAAGGCGUGAUCACACUAAACACAGCGUAGUUUCAAAGCUUGCCCGCACCAAGUUCGAAUACAAGAAACAAAUUCAAUGUGUUCACACUGCGGCAGAUUACAACGAGCGCGUGCGCACGUUUCAAUUAGAUGUGAAGAGUUCGCAGAGUUUCUUGUAUUACAACUUGGCGCUGGUCCGCUUUCAAACUGCGCUGCUUCUGACCUGCGUUUGGUGUGUUAGAGCCUUUAUUCGUAUUCUAUUUUUACACUAGGUAUACCAACUCUUAUUUUAAAUUUCCCGACUUAACAUUCUCACUUUUAAACAGUGGUCAUAAGUCGUCUCAUCCCUAGGGAAGACUAAUUCCGGUAUAAAGUCAGGAUUGAGGUGACAGUGUUCAAUCAAGUUAUUAAAAUCACACGUUAGAUAAUAGAAAUUGUAGUCUAUUUCUUUAGACACUUAUAUCAAGGAAAACAAUAUUGAUGUUUUUAAAAUGUGUAGGUACUAUGUUUUACCAAAAGUUAAUCUCUAUACAUCUAUCAUACACAUAAAAACGUCUAUCCCUUACGGGGUAGACAGAGCCAACAGUCUUGAAAAGACUUAUAGGCCACGGUUCAGCUGUUUGGCUUCAUGAAAGAAUUAAUUCUAUUUUUCCUUAAUUCUGUACGACAUCUUAUAUUUCAUCUUGCUUAUUCUUCUAACGGCUCAUUAAUUUUAUGUGCAUUUUUCGACAAAAAUAAGUAUCAAAAUUGUUUAACCAGAUUUAUGUACCUAAAGAAAUAGACCAUUAUUAUAGUUUGAUAUAAUAUAUAUUUUGUAUAUGACUUCCAACGGCCGAAUGUCUAGGCGAUAGAAGUAAGUUGCUUACAAAGCACAUUUUGUAUGACUCGUAAAUAAAUUGUGUGUUAUAAUUAUAUUUCAACACAGACUCUCCUGUGCGCUUAAUUAAGAAAAUCUAACAGGUUUUAUUAUAAGAUUAGAAAAAUGGUUGUUUCAUUUGGAAAUGAAAAAUUUGAUCGUACGGGAGGAUCUAAAAUUGUGACCAGAUGUGUAUUUUAUUUCAAUACCAGUAAGAACUGCCAUCCAUAUGUCUAUAGAAAUAAGCGUCAUUAUUUACGAGCAUUUUUCAUUUUGUCAUUGCGGGCUCCUUCAGAGAUGGUGCAACUAAUACAAUCAAAUUAUUUUCAAAGUUUAGUGUAAAUUACAUAUACAGUCAACGGCCUAAUUCACACUAUCUAAAUUCACUUCAAAAUUGCCUCUAUUACUGCGCAAUAGAGUCCCAUGCUUAGGAUAACUUGAUAUGCGGUUGACUGUACCAUAGUUUGAUGUACCAUAACAGUGACUAUAAUAUGAAAAACUCAAACAUUAUUUACAUCGAACUUGGUUUGUGUUUAAUAUCCAAUAUAUCCAUGCUGAAUGCAUUCAAUAUAAAUUUAGCUUGACCCAAUUUUCGAUAUUUACAAUUAUUAAGUAAUGUGGAGCAACAUGCAAAUGCAAAAUACGUGUAUAAGUAUUGUUUUGUCGCUCGUUGUCGAUAAGAGAUAAGUAACCUUGUACGGCCAAGGAUUUGCAAACACACAGUGCAACAUUAUACAGGGUGUCUGGUAAAUCGCGUUACAUAUUGAAAGGGGCAAUCAGUGUCUGAUUGACAAAUAAUUACAAAAAUAGGGGAUUACAAUUUUAUUUAUAUGUAUAUCCAACAAAAACAAUAAUCCACGCGGAUGGAUCCAAUUCGAACGAUGAGUCUCGAGCGCGGCGGGGCCGGCAGCGAGUUGAUUCGCUGGAUGCGCGUUUGAGCACUAUUUUGAUUAUUUCUAUACUUGAAACUAUUGAGUAUUUUGUUGAUUUUAUAAAGUUAAGCGUGUUCAUGAUUUAUCCUUAAAUAUGUAGCGCGAUUCACCAGACACCCUGUAUAUUUAUAUAUUUUACCAUAGUUUGUUUUAAAAACAUAUAAUAUUCGGUGCAAGUGUGGUCACUAUAUCAGUUUUAGAUUAAGAUAUUGAAGUACAUUAGUAUAAAUUUUUAUUAUUAUAGAUAUAGGCGUUAGUUAUAAAUUCAUUGUAAAUAGUUACAAUAAAACUAUGAUA